ACUUCACACGUGUGACCCGUGGUAUGUCAUUUCCGGCACGCGGCCUGCGCGUCGCACUGUGGGAGUUGUGUCUGUUUGAAGUCAUGGCGGACGCCUUUGGAGAAGAUUUGUUCAGCGUGUUUGAUGAAGAACAGGCCGGUUCUAGCAAAAAAGCCACUCCAAAGUCCGCAGCUCAGGCAGGAAAGACUCCUGAUAAAGGCGGUAAACAGCAGAGCGAUUCAGCAGCUGUGCACAAAAGAGAUGCUGACAAUGACGGGCCAGAUGAGGAGGUGCUCGGGAAGAGACAGAAGCUGGAAACAGUGUCAGCUGAGGAGAUCAAUCUGUCAGAGCUCAUGCCUAAAGUCAAGGCGGAGCAGGUGGAGACAGUGGAGGGCUGCACUCAUGAGGUGGUUCUUCCUGCAGACGAGGAAUACACUCCACUGAAACCACGCGUUGGAAAAGCAACUAAGGAGUACCCCUUCAUACUCGACCCUUUCCAGCGUGAGGCCAUCCUGUGCAUCGAUAACAACCAGUCUGUGCUUGUGUCGGCCCACACAUCGGCAGGAAAGACCGUGUGUGCGGAGUAUGCCAUUGCUCUGGCUCUCCGAGAAAAGCAGCGCGUGAUCUUCACCAGCCCCAUCAAAGCUCUGAGCAAUCAGAAGUACAGAGAGAUGUACGAAGAGUUCCAGGAUGUGGGUCUGAUGACCGGUGACGUCACCAUUAACCCCACGGCUUCCUGCCUGGUUAUGACCACCGAGAUUUUGAGGAGCAUGCUGUACAGAGGGUCAGAGGUUAUGAGGGAGGUGGCGUGGGUCAUCUUUGAUGAGAUCCAUUACAUGAGAGACUCGGAGCGUGGAGUGGUCUGGGAGGAAACCAUCAUCCUUCUGCCGGACAACGUGCAUCAUGUCUUCCUGUCCGCCACCAUUCCCAACGCUCGACAGUUUGCCGAGUGGAUUUGUCACCUUCACAAACAGCCCUGUCACGUGGUGUACACAGACUACCGCCCCACUCCACUGCAGCACUACGUCUUUCCAGCAGGGGGCGAUGGACUCCACCUUGUUGUGGAUGAGAACGGAGAGUUCAGAGAAGACAAUUUUAACACAGCAAUGCAGGUCCUGAGGGAUGCAGGGGACACGGGAGGCAAUGCUGGGGGCAAAUGGGACCCCAAAGGCAGAAAGGGUGGAACCAAAGGUCCAUCCAAUGUCUUUAAGAUUGUGAAGAUGAUCAUGGAAAGGAACUUCCAGCCGGUGAUUAUCUUUAGCUUCAGUAAGAAAGAAUGUGAGGCCUACGCACUGCAGGUGGCCAAACUGGAUUUCAACACAGACGACGAGAAGAAACUGGUGGAAGAAGUGUUCAACAACGCCACAGACUGCCUGUCUGAUGAAGACAAAAAGCUGCCACAGGUGGAGCAUGUUCUGCCGUUGCUGAAGAGAGGAAUUGGAAUUCAUCAUGGCGGCCUCCUCCCGAUCCUGAAAGAGACAAUUGAGAUCCUGUUCUCUGAGGGGCUGCUAAAGGCCUUGUUUGCUACAGAAACAUUUGCCAUGGGAAUCAACAUGCCUGCAAGAACCGUGCUCUUCACCAGUGCGCGCAAAUUUGACGGCAAAGACUUCCGCUGGAUCACCUCUGGAGAAUAUAUCCAGAUGUCAGGACGUGCUGGCAGAAGAGGAAUGGACGAGAGGGGAAUAGUCAUUUUCAUGGUGGAUGAGAAGAUGAGCCCUGCGGUGGGCAAACAGUUACUGAAGGGUUCGGCGGAUCCUCUGAACAGUGCGUUCCACUUGACCUACAACAUGGUGCUCAAUCUACUGCGUGUGGAGGAGAUCAACCCAGAGUACAUGCUGGAGAAAUCCUUCUACCAGUUCCAGCACUAUAGAGCCGUGCCUGGUGUUGUGGAGAAGAUGAAAAAGCUGGAGGAGGGGUAUAAUGCAAUACGAAUCCCUAAUGAAGAGAGCGUGGUGACCUACUACAAGAUCCGUCAGCAGCUGGCCAAACUGGGCAAAGAAAUUGAGGAAUUUAUUCACAAACCUAGAUACUGCCUGCCUUUCCUACAGCCGGGCAGACUGGUCAGGGUGAAAAAAGAAGAUCUGGAUUUCGGUUGGGGUAUAGUCGUCAAUUUCCAAAAGAAGACAAAUGUCAAGGCUGCAGUUGGGGAUGCUGAGCCGUUAUUUGUGGUGGAGGUUCUGCUCCACUGCAGCAAAGACAGCGUGAAGAACGCGGCCACGGAUGCAAGGAUACGCGAAAGAGGAAUCAAUUCUGUGUAUGCGCAUUGUCUGAAAUGCGACUCUCUGUGCGCGCAGCUCCGAAUGUGCGUGAAUGGAUUAAAACACUUAAAUAAACACAUGACUGCUUCUGGUUGUGGUUUCCAGGAGGUCCAGAAACGUUUCCCAGAUGGCAUUCCUCUGCUAGAUCCCAUAGACGACAUGGGUAUCAAGGAUCCAGCGCUGAAGAAGGUCAUUCAGAAGGUGGAGGCGUUCGAGCACAGGAUGUACACGCACCCCCUGCACAGUGACCCCAACCUGGAGGCCGUUUACACUCUGUGUGAGAAGAAAGCGCUGAUUGCAGGCGACAUUAAAGCGGCGAAGCGUGAGCUAAAGAAAGCACGUACCGUGCUGCAGAUGGACGAGCUGAAGUGCAGGAAGCGUGUGCUGCGGCGCCUGGGAUUCGCCACUUCCUCUGAUGUCAUCGAGAUGAAAGGCCGUGUGGCCUGUGAGAUCAGCAGUGCAGAUGAGCUGUUGCUGACAGAGAUGGUGUUUAACGGGCUGUUCAACGACCUGACGGCGGAGCAGGCCACUGCGCUCCUCAGCUGCUUUGUCUUCCAGGAAAACGCUAACGAGAUGCCCAAACUGACGGAGCAGCUGGCCGGACCGCUUCGACAGAUGCAGGAAUGUGCCAAGCGUAUUGCUAAGGUGUCCGCAGAGGCCAAGCUGGAAGUGGAUGAGGACACUUACCUGAACCAGUUCCGCCCGCACCUGAUGGAUGUGGUCUACACCUGGGCCAACGGCUCCUCAUUCUCUCAGAUAUGCAAAAUGACAGAUGUGUUUGAAGGCAGUAUUAUCCGCUGUAUGCGCAGAUUGGAGGAGCUCUUGAGGCAGAUGUGCCAGGCAGCCAAGGCCAUUGGAAACACGGAGCUGGAGAAUAAGUUUGCCACUGGUAUAACGAAGAUUAAGAGGGAUAUCGUGUUUGCUGCCAGUCUUUACCUGUGAAUCCUGAGGGUUAUGUUUUUCUGUGUUUGCUACUUUUUUUUCUACUUUUUUUUUUUUCAUUUUGCAUCAAAACAGUGAAGGACAGAAUUUACA
Sinocyclocheilus anshuiensis is the source of this 3272-nucleotide messenger RNA. RefSeq names its product superkiller viralicidic activity 2-like 2. Gene Ontology annotation, molecular function: RNA binding; ATP binding; RNA helicase activity. Gene Ontology annotation, biological process: RNA catabolic process; maturation of 5.8S rRNA. Gene Ontology annotation, cellular component: nucleus. The coding region runs from base 24 to 3179 and encodes 1051 amino acids. The transcript has 26 exons. Lineage: Eukaryota; Metazoa; Chordata; Actinopteri; Cypriniformes; Cyprinidae. The record is from RefSeq and is a predicted model, not a curated record.